UACAGGCAGAAGUAUGCUGUGUAUUGCUAAUCAAAGGAUUGGGGCCUGUCCUUAAAUGCAAGAUCGUUUUUAAAAAUUGAGAUUUAAAAACAAUUGCCUAUCGAUUUUAAAGAGAAUCAUUGUAUUCUUAGAACUUAAGGAGUAAACAAAUUUUCGUGUCAUUCUCUAUCGCUCUUUGGUGUACGGUGGCCGUGUGCGCUACCCUUUGCGACCCCCCCAAAAAGUGCCUCCCCUAAAGAAACUCAAUCACUCCGGCGUAGCCGAAACGAUUGAAGUGUGGAAAAUACAAUAAUCCUUAGACAAGUCGCAGGAUUGACCCAAGUUAAGACAAACACUCGGAUUAAAAUUUACUUACGUGUAUUGCACACCCGCAGUGAAAAGUAAAAUCGCAUACGCUCUAAUCUGCAAGCGCAUAUAAGGGCUACUGUAAGAUGGUGUACUGACAAGAAUAAGGGAAAAUGAGUUACAGGAAAGAAGAUUCGCUUCUUUUGGAGAGUUUCUCUGAAAAACACAGACACGCAGACUUUGAAAGGGAACUAACGGAGCAUUUCCGAAAGCUUGGUUUCUACCGAGAGGUCCCUACCCCUGAUUUACUGCGCGAAGCCCAGCAGGUGUACCACACCCUUGACUGGCCCCAGCAGUUUGAUGACGAUGGAGAUCCGCUCCCCGGUCCACCCUCCUCAUCAAGAGAUGAGAUUCUGAAUCCAGAUGAGGUCAAGGAAUUGGACGAACAUGCUUUGCAGACUCCAACUACCUACCUUGGACAACAUCUCCGUUACUUGGUGGAAUACCUUAUUCGCCCAGCCAUCAGUGACGUCCACAAAGCCAGAGUCCUCACAAGAUGGCUUGGACGCUGUAUGGAUGAAGACUACAUCAAAUACCUGCCGAGAACAGAGUGGAGUCACCCUGAAUCUGUGGCGGGAUAUGUGUGGAAAUUACGAAAGAGACAGAUUGACUACGACGAAUUCUUCCAGACACUUUGCACGUAUGCAGGUUUGAAAGCCAAGAAUGUUGAUGGGUGUGUCAGGAAUACGAUCAAAUACGAAGUGGGCAAAGAUUUCAUGGAGCAGAGGAAAAGCUGGACUGCAGUGCUUUUGGACGGUAAUUGGCGUUUAUUGGACGUGCGCUGGAUCUGCGAAGCUGCUUAUGGAGUGGCAAAAACCAACUGGAGACUAAUUGAAGACGAAAAGGGGAAAGUAGAUACCAGCAAAGCCAUCAAAGAAAACAGAAACACGUUCAAAACACAGUGUCGUUUCAGAGAGUUCUAUUUUCUGACAGACCCGGAAAUAUUUAUUUACGAUCAUUUUCCAGAUGAUUCUAAAUGGCAGUUGUUGGCAAGAAAUGUUUCAUACAAAGAAGCAAAAGAAAUGGCAGCUUUACGUGCAGACUUUUUCAGAAAUAAAAUGGUACUGCGAACUCAUCCAAAAUGCAUUACAGAAAGCGAUGACGGCAUUGUAAAACUGAACAUAGGGUUGCAAGAAGACACACGAAUGUCUUUCGUCUACAAACUAUACAGAUCGAAAAAUAGUAAAAUGCCAAUAGACCCGUCCAGAAAAGAGCUGGAUAGAUACGUCUUCAUGGAGAGAGAUAUUGACGAGUGUGAAGUUAGGUCGGAGAUACGAUGCCCUGCUGAAGGAGAGUACCUGUUUGAAUUACACGGGAGUCAGAAUAUCGAAUCUUGCCACGCCUUGCUGGUGACGUACUUCAUCAGAUGUACUGGUAUUAAGGGUGUGAUAACUCCAUUGCCACCCAACAUUAGACAAGAGUGGGGGCCAGGAGAGGACACGAGAGAUAUGGGAAUGGUACCGGUUACUCACAGAAAGGGACAGGUGGAAGCAGAUGAUGGUGAAACGGAAAUUACGUUUACUCUGGAAAAGGAUCUGGAAUUCAAACACGAUCUUGUCAAAGGUGACCAGGAUAUCUCAGUCACGGAUGGUCACGUGGUACAUACGAUCGAAAAUGGGAAAAUGAACAUCAGCUUAAGGCUGCCAUCGCCUGGAGAGUAUGCUUUGAACGUAAUGGCAAAAGAGAAAUUCAAGAAGACAAGAUUUGCCCCGGCUUGCAGCUAUCUUGUUAGCUGCGAUGAUGAGCCAUUACAGACCAAACCCUUACCAAACAUUGAUGGACGGCAUAUUGGUACUCAUGAAAAAUUCCACGAACUUGGAUUCAAAGAAGACAAUGCAUGGACGUCCUACAUUAAUAAUCUCGUCACUGGAGAAUUCUCUAUGCAGAUUCACAAACCCCAUGAUAUAUUUGUUAUGGCAUCUUUAGAGCUAGAGGAAGGAGACAAGUCUGAAACUUUUGACAAUUACGUUGUCUGUGAUACACAAGAUAAUAAGGUCAAGGUUACUGCUAUCUUCCCCAAGAGUGGUACCUACAAACUGACGCUCUAUGCCAGACUUGACACCGUCCAAGAUGAUAACAAAUACAUUACUAUCUACACCAAAAUCAUCGAAGUUGUUUUGCCCACUUUGGCAGGAAUGCCGUCGCCAAUUCAAUCCAGCAUUCCAGACUGGUGUCAUGGUUACCACCUAAAAGAGCCCAGAAGCAUGUUUCUACCAUCAGGAGAGAUGACAAAAAUCUCAGUCUCUGUCCCAGAGGCCCAUACCAUAAAAGUCAAAGGUCACCCUGAAUGUCAUCUCAAGCAGAAUGAGGAGGGGUAUUGGGAGGGAUAUUUAAAGACAGGACCACCCAGGAGUACAGUGGAUCUUCUUGCCAGUGAAUCAUUACAUGGUCAGCCAUUUAAACAGGUUGUUUCAAAAGAGGAAUUGUUACAAAUAGAAGUUGAACAAGAGGGGCUCUUUAAAAGGGCUUUAGAUGAACUAGAAUCUCUUGAAGAGGAGAAAUAUGCCAGACUGCUUUCUCGACUGAAACAAGCAGUAAAAGACAGGAACAGACAGAAACUACAGAAGCUGUUGUACAGAGCCAAGGAGUUGAAACCUGACAAAGUGGAUGUGGAGAUAGUCAGAGCUGAGAGGGUGCUGAGGGAACUGGUGGACCUAGAAGAAAAAGACAUAGCUAGAAAGGAGUUGAGAAAGGCCACCAGAAUGUGUGAUAUACCUUCCUUGGAGGCAGUACUUCAAAAGGUAAAACGACUCAGACUUCCAGAAGAAGAUGGAGAUAUAACUGCAGCAGAAGAGGUCCUACAGUCUCUCCGAGAAAAGCAAGAUGCUGCAUUAGGAAAGACUCGUGACAAGUCACAACAAACAACUGAAACACCUACUCCAUAUUUUUAUGGCAAUCACAGUGGUGUGCAUAUUUAUGUAAUGCCUGAUGGUCGCGUUCAGCAUUCUGAAAUUGCUCCUGACAACAGUGUCCUGCAGUCCAGUCGUUUGACAAGAGAUGCUGAUGUUCAAACUCUGGACAGUUCAGCAGAUGAGGAGAUCAAAGAAGAUUUCUCUUAUCUAGCAAUGGAUUCCUCAACUCCCAGAAAGACAAGGAAAACAGACACCUCUAAGGUUCCGGAACUUCUGCGCCAGCAUCUGAAGAAACGUCACCUAAUGGAGGAUGAAAUUGAUGCAGAGGAUAUUGAGCCAACUGCUUUGGGUGCUUUAUCUAUGAUUGAUCAAGAGGAAAAUGGAGACAGAUCAUACACAAGCCGUGGGGGAUCUCGUUCUUGGAAAUCUCGAACAAUGGAAGUUUUCAAGAAAUACUGGCAUGUAAUGAAAGAGAAAUCUGAGCUGACGCGUCAAACACUUAACGAUGAUAUUGAAAACGAGGUCCAGAGACUGAAGCAUAUCAACCAAAUGUGUCGGAAGAUGUCCCGUGCAGCUCGCCGCAUUGGUAUGAAUUACAACAGUCUGAUAGAUAGUGAGCAGAUGUUCCAUGACAUCCUGAAUGAACCAAAUGACCAAAACGAUAGUCUGACGGAGGACUUGUGCAAUACAUCUGCUCUACAGCAAGAUGUCAUCAUAGUAGAGGAAGGCCUCAAAUCUGCAUUUGAGGAAUUUGUCAAGAGAAUGGAUGAGCUCUGUGCAGAACUUGUCAUCAAGGCAGAAAACACUGCAAAAGAGCUGGAAAGAACUAGGCUUGAGAUGGCCACAGAGGAUAUAAUGACCACAAGCUCUAAGAGUUCACUGAGAAGUGAUUCUGGUGUGGGGGGAUCUACUGACAGGGACCAUCCUGACUAUGUCAAGACUUCAUUUUAUGCAGCUAAAAAUACUAUUCUAGAGGACUUAAAAUCAACCAAUGCCUCUACUGAGGAAGACAUCAGACGGCAACUGUCAGCCUUACAGAAACAAAUGGCAGACUAUCACCAUGGUAACACAUCAUCUCAUGUUGGCAACCAUUCUGGUAACCAUUCAGGGCUAUUCUCAAAUUCUUGGAAACUCUGAAGCUCGAACAAAAAAAACAUAUCUGAUAUCUUAGGUUAUUUUUACCUUUUCAUCCAUGUGAAUUGCUUGUUUGAUCAAUUUUAAAUCAUUGACAUUCCUUCUGAAUUUUGGAUAAAAUGUGUAUAUAAACUUAACAAUUUUACAGUACUGUGAUAUUAUAUUAUCUGUGAUUCACCAUUUGUGAUGUUGAUAUUUUAAUCAAUUUUCUGUAGAAUUAG
Saccostrea cuccullata (small rock oyster) is the source of this 4552-nucleotide messenger RNA. RefSeq lists its product as uncharacterized. The transcript is spliced from 15 exons. Lineage: Eukaryota; Metazoa; Mollusca; Bivalvia; Ostreida; Ostreidae. Bases 459 to 4334 code for a protein of 1291 amino acids. The record is from RefSeq and is a predicted model, not a curated record.